Molecule: messenger RNA, 6875 nt
Organism: Mobula hypostoma (lesser devil ray)
Lineage: Eukaryota; Metazoa; Chordata; Chondrichthyes; Myliobatiformes; Myliobatidae
Gene: arsa
Product: arylsulfatase A
Exons: 7
Coding region: 2840-4381 (513 amino acids)
Molecular function (GO): arylsulfatase activity
Source: RefSeq, a predicted model, not a curated record
GGAAGUUUUCACAUUUUAUUGUUUUACAACAUUGAAUCAGUGGAUUUAUUUUGGCUUUUUUGACACUGAUCAACAAAAAAAGACUACUUCAUGUCAAAGUGAAAACAGAUCUCUACAAAGUGAUCUAAAUUAAAUACAAAUAUAAAACACAAAAUCAUUAAGUAUUCACCCCCUUUAAUAGGACACACACCAUUCAUCACCGUUACCUCCAAUUGGUUUUAGAAGUUACAUAAUUAGUUAAAUGGAGUGUGCAGUCAAGGUGUUUCAAUUGACUGUACUAAAAAUACAUCCAUAUCUGGAAGGGCAAAGAAGGUGUUGAGCUCAUCUGCAAGGUAAGUCAGUAUCCUGGCAAAAACUACAGCAGGAAGACAAAAGAACAUUCUAAGCAAUUCUGCAAAAAGGUGAUUGCAAAGCACAAGUCAGGAGAUGGAUACAAGAACAUUUCCAAGUCAGCUAGGACAAUUAUCAAGAAAUGGAAAGAAUAUGGCACAACUGUAGAUCUGCCUAGAGCAGGUUGUCCUCAAAAACUGAGGGACCGUGCAAGAAGGGGCUAGCGAGGGAGGCCACCAAAAGACAUAUGACAACUCUGGAGGAGUUACAAGCUUCAGUGGCUGCGCUAGAAGAGAUUGCACAUACAACUGUUGCCCGGGUGCUUCACCUGUCACAGCUUCAUGGGAGAGUGGCAAAGAGAGAGCCACUGUUGAAAAAAACUCAUUCGAAAUCUCAGCUUGCCAGAAGGAAUGUGGGUGACUUUGAAGUCAGCAGGAAGAAGGUUUCUAUAGUCUGAUUAAAUCAAAGUUGAGCUUUUUGGACAUCAGACUAAACACUAAGGUUGGCUAAGAAUGAGAGGAGAUCUUAUAGAAACGUAUAAAAUUAUGAAAGAGAGACAUGAGAUAGAGGCAGGAAAGUUGUUUCCACUGGUAGGUGAGACUAGAACUACGGGAGAUAGCUUCAACAUUCAGGGGAGUAGAUCUAGGACGGAGAUGAGGAGGAACUGCUUCUUCCAGAGGGUGGUGAAUCUGUAGAAUUCUCUGCCCAGUGAAGCAGUGGAGGCUAACUCAGUAAGUAUAUUUAAGACAAGGUUGAACAGAUUUUUUCAUAGUAGGGGAAUUAAGGGUUAUGGGGAAAAGGCGGGUCAGUGGAGAUGAGCCCACGGCCAGAUCGGGCAUGAUCUUAUUGAAUGACGGAGCAGGCUCGAUGGGCCAGAUGGCCUACUCCUGUUCCUAUUUCCUAUGUUCUUAAAACUGUACAUUACAAUAAGAGAUAUAUAUACAUAUGAAAUUAAACUAAUAGCGCAAAAAGAGAGCAAAAAUAGUGAGGUAGUAUACAUGGGUUCUUUGUUCAUUCAGAAACCUGAUGGCAGAGGAGGAGAAGCUGUUCCUAAAAUAUUGGAUGUGUAUCUUCAGGCUCCUGUAGCUCCUCCCUGAAGGUAGCAAUGAGAAGAGGGCAUGUCCUCGGUAAUGGGGGGUUUUUAAUGCCAGAUUCCAUCUUUUUGAGGCUCUCUGCGGUAUAUCUGUCAUCAUUUCAGAUUCUAUCAACAGCAGCAAAGUCAUCGACGACUUUACAGAUGGCGUUUGAGCUACGUGUAGCCACAAUCAUGUGUGUAAAGAACAGAACAGUGGGCUAAACGCGCAUCCUUGAGGUACGUGAUAGGAAAGGUUCAGGAUAUAAGCCAAAAUCAUGGCAAUUGGUACUAGUUUAGAUUGGCUAGAAUGACUGAGAUAGGCAGAAAGGCCCACUUCUGUGCUGUACAGUUCAAUGAAUCGUCCCUCACACUCUUGCAAUUUAAAACUACCUUGUUUUCUCAUGUUCCCUGUUCUGACAAAGGCUCUGCUCUCCAUACUUGAGGAAGGAUAUACUGGCUUUGGAGAUAGUGCAGAGGAGGUUCACCAGGUUGAUUCCAGGGAUGAAGGGGUUAGACUAUGAGGAGAGAUUGAGUCGCCUGGGACUAUACUCUCUGGAAUUCAGAAGAAUGAGAGGGGAUCUUAUAGAAACAUACAAUAUUUUGAAAGGGAUAGAUAAGAUAGAAGUAGGAAAGUUAUUUCCAUUGGUAGGUGAGACUAGAACUAGGGGACAUUGCCUCAAGAUUCAGGGGAGAAGAUUUAGGAAGGAGAUGAGGAGAAACUGUUUUUCCCAGAGACCGGUGUAUCUGUGUAAUUCUCUGCCCAGGGAAGCAAUUGAGGCUUAUUCACUAAAUAUAUUUAAGAUACAGUUAUAUAAAUUUUUACAUAGUAGGAAAAUUAAGGGUAUGGGGAAAAGGCAGGUAGAUGGAGCUGAGUUUAUGGACAGAUCAGCCAUAAUCUUAUUGAAUGGCGGGGCAGGCUUGAUGGGCCGGAUGGCUGACUCCUGCUCCUAUUUCUUAUGUUCUAUUUUUCCCCACUGAUGUUUCCUGAUCAACUGGUGUUUCCAACAUUUUCAGUUUUUAUUCUGUUUAUUCUCCAUCAACUCCAGGGUUACACUGAGAACCCAGAUGCCCCUCAUUGGAACCACAAUCAUACCUUCCCCACCAUCAAAAUUUAAAAUACCUGGUUUUUAAUUUUCUGGUUCUGAUGAAGGAUUAUUGAUCUGCAAUAUUACCUAUGUUUUUCUCUCCACAAAUGAAGUAUGAUCUGCUGAACGUUUCUAGCAUUCUGUUUUAUUUCAGCGUAAUUCUAAUGUUCCUCAACAGGCAGUAAAACUGCCUCAUUGUUUCCGCCUUGAGAAAAACACUGCCCCCAAGUCUCUGCGUCUCUCCGGGUAUUCCAUUCCGUGUGCUCCUCGCUUCGCUCCCCGUUUAUCAGGCUUUGUGGAAUAUUAUCCUCCCCUUUUCUCCGAGUCGCUGUGUGUGUGUGACCGAGCCAUGGCGCCCAGGGAGCCGCUCUGCUCGCUGCUGCCGCUCUGGCUCCAGCUCCUGGGCCUCAGCCUCGGCCUCGGCCUCGGCCUCGCCGUCGCCAGCCGCCCCGGGGUGGUGGUGCUCCUGGCCGACGACCUGGGAUACGGGGACCUGGGCUGCUUCGGACAUCCAAGCUCAUUCACUCCAAAUCUGGACCGACUGGCAGCUUCGGGCCGAAGGUUCAGCGAUUUCUACAGCGCGGCCAGCGUCUGCAGCCCAUCUCGGGCAGCCUUGCUCACAGGCCGUUACCCUACACGAUCAGGAAUUUUCCCAGGCGUCUUCUACCCUGGGUCAAAGGGGGGACUUCCACUAAAUGAAACGACAGUUGCUGAGUUGUUGAAGCAGCAAGGAUAUGUCACUGCCAUGGUGGGGAAAUGGCAUUUGGGCUAUGGAUUAAAUGGGAUUUACUUACCCAUCCACCACGGUUUUGAUGAAUUCCUGGGUGUUCCAUACUCCCAUGACCAGGGUCCCUGCCAGAAUUUGACCUGUUUCCCACCGGACACCAAGUGUUAUGGAAAGUGUGAUCAAGGAGUGGUCCUCUUGCCCCUAAUCAGGAAUAAUACGGUGGUUCAGCAGCCGGUCAGCUUUCCCAAGCUCACGGCACAGUACGAUCGCUUUGCAAGAGACUUCAUUCUAAGAGCAGCACAACAACAAAAACCAUUCUUCCUUUAUUACGCAUCACAUCAUACCCAUUAUCCACAGUUUGCAAGUGCAGAUUUUACAAGAAAGUCGAUGAGGGGUCCUCUGGGAGACGCCCUGUUGGAAUUUGAUGGUUCAGUGGGACAGAUACUGAAGGCCCUACGUGAUGCUGGAGUGGAGAAUAACACAUUAAUCUUCUUCACCAGUGAUAAUGGACCAGAACUGAUGCGACGAUCACGUGGUGGAAAUGCAGGGCUGCUGAAGUGUGGCAAAGGCACCACAUAUGAAGGAGGGAUGAGGGAACCUGCAAUUGCCUACUGGCCUGGCCAGAUUGCUCCAGGUGUGACCCACGAACUGGCCAGCACCCUGGAUAUCCUGCCAACAAUUGCCAGCCUCACGGGUGCUAAGCUUCCACGCGUCAAACUUGAUGGAUAUGAUAUGGGGGAUAUCCUCUUCAAUAAUGGGAAGAGCAAGCGGGACACCAUGUUUUACUAUCCAGUUUCUGCCAGCAAGAAGCUGGGCGUGUUUGCUGUACGUAAAGGGCGGUACAAAGCCCACUACUACACUCAAGGUUCCACCCACAGUGACAGUACCCCUGACCAUGACUGUCACUGGGACUCGUUUCUCACCCCCCAUGACCCUCCACUGCUCUUUGAUCUGGAAGCUGAUCCUUCUGAGAACUACCCGCUGAGCAGCUCUGACAUUCCCAAUUACAGCUGGAUAAUCAACCAGAUACACGAGGAAAAGCUGAUCUUUGAACAGGAAAUGGAGUUUGGGGAAAGCCAAAUUGAGAAGGGAGUUGACCCAAAUCUUGAACCUUGCAUUAAUGCUGGGUGUAGACCCCGGCCUACCUGCUGCGUUAAGACUUAGAAUGGAAGGAGGAAAGGAGGGAAGGCACACGUUAACACCACUAACUGGAAAAUUGAUGACUAAUCUCAACACAGGCCUCUGGGACAGGAGGGGGAAGGGUAGCAUUGACACUCUCCUGACAGCUGAAUUUAAAAAUGCAAACUUAAGUAUGCUGAAAGAACUUGGAAUGAAAUAGAAUGGUUUUGAGUGAAAGAAAGGUUCUAGAAAGGGGAGGCUGGGUACUCAGGACUUCAAAAAACAUCAAUCUGUCUCAUUGAAUUCUGAUUAACCACAGUGUCCCUGUAAUUUUCUGACUAGGUUUUGAUGAUUUUCAUUCAGCCAGUCAGUAUAGGGUAAGUUGGUUCUUACAGAAAAUGAUAUAACAUUUUCAUUUUAUUGAUCUAGCUCAACUUUAUUCUUAACUCUAAUUUCAGUAUUUUUCUUUGAGUUUAACCCCAGUUAAAUUCUGUGAUCAUUUGAAGGAAAUCAUUUUCAUCUGUACAGACUAUCACACCUGUCUGUUGUUCCUGGUCAGUUUCUAUUCUCAUCAGUCUGACUAUCCCUGAUCAGUUUCUAUUCUCAUCUGAUCGGACUAUCACGUCUGUCUGUCUCUUCUCAUCUGUACAGACUAUCACAUCUGUCUGUCAUUCCCUGGUCAGUUUCCGUUUGCCCUCAAAUACCCUUUUUAGUAAUGUAGAUGUCAUUCACAAAUCUGACAGUAUGAUUGAAGUAAUCCCUUCUGGGUUAAAGUGAGUUCAUGUUUGUCCAUGAAUCAUUUAUUCUGACUAUUCCUGAAACAUCUGACAGAAAUGUUCUUUUGUUUUUAGGCUUAUGAAGAUCUGAAAUAGCUAUUGCUUUGUAGAAUUCUCUACUCUUUCACAAAUCUCAUACAUGGUAAGGUGGAAUAAUCUCAUUAAAUAGCAGAUUGCCUCGGAGCCCAUCCAUCACUCGCUUAGCUACUGUAUAUAUAACUUGAUUAGAGCCUUCUCAUUUGCAACCUGCCUUUAAAGAUUCCCUUUCAGUCCUUGUGCUUCCUCAUGACUUGCUGGAGUUGGAAACUUGCUCAAGUUUACAGAUGAAUGGCACAGGUGUAUUUACAGUACAACUUGGUGUCCAUGAUGUUGAUUUACCUGGGAUAAAUGCUGCAGUCUUGGCCAUAGUAUUGUCAUUAUUGUUAUGAACCUGAGUUCCAAGUGUCCUGUGUUACCCACACUCCAAUUUUUAUUCAAAGUUCAAAGUAAAUUUAUUAUCAAUGUGUGUGUGUGUGUGUGUGUGUGUUACAACCCUGAGAUUCAUUUUCUUGUGGGUAUACUGAAUGAAUCCAUAAUAGAAAUAAUAACCAUAAUAGAAUCAAUGAUAAACCGUACCAACCUGGAUGUUCAACCAAUGUGGGAAAGACAACAAACUACAAAUAUAAAAAUAAUAAAUAAAUAAAUAUUGAGAACAUGAGUCUAUACCAAUGGCCUAUAUUUUUGUCUCAUAUUUGGCAGUCUUCCUUCCCUCCAAAUCCAAACCUUUGUGUCGUCUAAACAAUACUUUAUACCUCAUCUUGUCUGCUUCUUUUAAAUGUCUGCCUGCACUAAUUGUUAUUAUUUUAGAUGAAAACGCUCCUGGAUUUGUCUUGUGGGGAGGAGAGUUGAAAUGGAAACUGAUCAUUCUGCUGUCAUCCUUUAACCUCAACUCUUUUUUCCUCCUAUUUCUUUCACACCACCAGAUUUGUUUUGAAAGCCCAAUUUAACUAUCCGUCUUUAAAAGAGUUCGGGCUUCUACUCAUCUUUGUGUUUAAAUCAGACUUCUAAUUUCACUCCUUAAAAGAACACGACUUCUCAUGCUUGUUUCCUUCACCAAAGGAAACUCUUUCUCUCUGCAUCUGCAUCGAAACUAUUCAAUCACCCGACUACACUUAAUACCUCAGCUGUUUAAACUCAAAGGAAUCCUAAUUCGAAGGUGUGUUAUAUUAGCAUCCGGGAUUUUAACAUGGAUUAAUGUUGAAGUUUAGGUAAGUGAUGUUUUCUUGGAGAUCUCUAAAAGGAAGCAUUUUGUAAAACUAGUAAUCAGUGGUUACAUUGUGGUGAUCAGCAAAGCUUUUGUCUGAGUGGAAAAUUAACUUCACUAAUCAAUCAUUGUAUGAUUCUUCUGUAUGCUUGCGAUGUAUAAUUUCAACAUUUAAGAGAGGUUUGGAUAAGUACAUGGAUGGGAGGGAUAUAGAGAUCUGUGGUCCAAGUGUUGGUCAAUGGGACUAGACACAAUAACAGUUGGGUACGGACUAGAUGCUGUAGUGUUCUAUGAUUCUGUGACAGACACUGCUAGGUUGUUGAAUGUGGGCAUCAAUUGACCGUAUAUCUGUCAUUCCCACUAUCCUUUCAAAACCCUGCUGCUGACAGUCACCAGAGAAAUGUCCUCUCAUAUGAAGUACCAGAGUGCUCCCAAGGCCUGUGGAACAGCAGCCCAUCAGUCAGCAGCUCUGAGAGAGCAAAGUGAACACUAACACCAAAUGCUGCCUUCGGAAUGGGAG